AUGACAGCUGCAACAACGGUACUUCGGAAAAGCAGGAAUCACACGACUCCCAACCCGAUCGCCAACUUCGUCAAAAUACCAGAAGAGAAAGUCGAUAUCUCCAUGUUCAACAAGCCCGGGAGCCAGCGACAUUGGCGUCGACGUCCCAAAGCGAGAAAGACAAAGAAUCUGAAGAGUAUAGUCACCCAGUACUCUGUCGCAUCGUUAGCAAAGUGUGCGUUGGGGCCCAGCUUGUCCAGCAGAGCAGACCAGGACAUCGACAUCAACGAUGAAGCCACACGUCUCAGGACACGACAAGACUCCAGUAUUGCUUCAAACACGGCCAAUCUGUUCUCACACCGUUACACGUCAGUCAUUGUCCCUGCACGUAUCAUCUGGGCUCCAUCACGUCAACAUCACGUCAAUAUCUCGUGCGCGCUCUCGAAUAGAGACGGAGAUUACACAGUCACCCUGAUGUGGCCUUGUCGAACGACUAUCAGACGGAUACAGUAUCUCGACAACGAUAAAGACGAAAUGAACAUACCAUCCAGCCCAGCAUCCACAAUCCGCGCCGACCUCUUCCAACACCUCACCACACCCUAUCACUCACCAACAAGUUCCCAUCACGUUCUCGCCCAGCCCAGACAUCUCGCACUGUUCUCCCACUAG
This is a messenger RNA of Mollisia scopiformis, 648 nucleotides long. RefSeq lists its product as uncharacterized. NCBI's taxonomy places the organism in Eukaryota, Fungi, Ascomycota, Leotiomycetes, Helotiales, Mollisiaceae. The transcript is spliced from 2 exons. The record is from RefSeq and is a predicted model, not a curated record. Bases 1 to 648 code for a protein of 215 amino acids.